AUGCCAAAACCUACAGCUGAACAAUGGCUUGGAAUAGCUGAUAGAUUUUAUCAAAGUACAAAUUUUCCAAAUUGCUUGGGUGCGAUAGACGGCAAACACAUACGAUGUAGAAAUCCCUUAAACUCCGGCUCAUAUUAUUUUAACUACAAAAAAUUUUUUUCUAUUAUAUUGAUGGCUGUAGUUGAUGCUAAUCUUAGUUUUAUUUGUAUUGAUGUUGGAGUUUACGGUAGGGAAUCAGAUUCUACUGUAUUUAAACAAUGUACAUUUGGUAAAAAACUGUAUGCUGAACAACUAAAUAUAUCGAAACCAACAUGCUUACCUAAUACAGAAAGUUCCCCAUUACCAUAUGUAUUUUUGGCUGAUGAGGCUUUUGGUUUGCAUACAAAUUUGUUGAGACCAUAUCCUGGACGAGGUUUAAAUGAUAAGCGGCGUGUUUUUAACUACUGGCUCUCAAGAGCACGAAGGACGGUCGAGUGUGCAUUUGGAGUAUUAUCUAACAAAUGGAGAGUAUUACAUACUCCUUUAUUAGUAGAACCAGAUUUUGCCGAUGAAAUAAUAAAAGCUUGUUGCAUUUUACAUAAUUAUGUUCGCCAAAGGGACGGAGCUAGCUUUGAAGAUAUAUGGAGUCAAAUCUGUUGGUCGAUGACUUAA
This is a messenger RNA of Acyrthosiphon pisum (pea aphid), 651 nucleotides long. Its product is annotated as protein ALP1-like. Lineage: Eukaryota; Metazoa; Arthropoda; Insecta; Hemiptera; Aphididae. The record is from RefSeq and is a predicted model, not a curated record. The coding region runs from base 1 to 651 and encodes 216 amino acids. The transcript has a single exon.